Plasmodium cynomolgi strain B is the source of this 732-nucleotide messenger RNA. RefSeq lists its product as hypothetical. The coding region runs from base 1 to 732 and encodes 243 amino acids. The transcript is spliced from 2 exons. Gene Ontology annotation, molecular function: RNA binding. NCBI's taxonomy places the organism in Eukaryota, Apicomplexa, Aconoidasida, Haemosporida, Plasmodiidae. The record is from RefSeq and is a predicted model, not a curated record. Gene Ontology annotation, cellular component: CURI complex; UTP-C complex. Gene Ontology annotation, biological process: rRNA processing; ribosomal small subunit assembly.
AUGAAGAGCAUUUUGGGUCACUUCCGCAUUUUGAGCAUACCUGUGGAGGAUAACCCCCUUACAACCAUAAAUCUGUUUGUAGCCAACUGCAAAGACAUUUCAGACUAUGACAACGCGCAGAGCGACGCGCUGUGCGCAGCGGCACUGGAUAACAUCGUGAGCGAGGAAGAUUUAAAGAGAUUUUUUUCCAAUUUUGGAAAAAUAAACUCUUUUACCGUUAUAGAGAAAAAGCAUUUAUCGAAAAAUUUUAAAAAAUUUGCCUAUUGUGCGUAUAUAACAUAUCGAGAAAAAAAUGUGGUUGAAAUUAUUUUGACGUACUCCAUUAAGAUGGAUGAUUAUUUUAAAAGCAGUGUGCAGUCACCGUACUUCAUAAAUUUGGAAAAAAAAAAAUUCGCGUACUACAUAAAAAUGUAUUAUGAAAAUUAUUAUGACUUAUAUAAUGAGAGGAAGAUAAUUAUUAACGAAAUUUCAAAGAUAAAUAAAGAAAAUAAUAAGGGGAAGAAAAAAUUAGGCCUUGUAGACGAGGAUGGAUUUACGGUCGUUCAAAGGGUUGCGGACAAACCUGAAUUCAUCAACUCAGUUUUCGUGCCAGCAAAUGAUAAAUUCAGUUAUUUAAAGAGGGAAAGGAAAACGAAAAUUCAUGAGAAUUUUUACCUUUUUCAAAAGAAGGAGAGCAUAAGAAACGCCGGAGAGCUUUUGGCGAAAAAGAAAAAUAAGCAAAAAAAAAUUUAA